AUGACACAGAAACUGAGCAAAGAGGAGCUGGACAAACAGUUUGAGCUUUUUCUCAAAGAGUCCGUCUCCGAUGAUUCUGUUGAUUUGGGAAUUUUGGAAAACCCAUCAGGCGGCAGAAGCAAAAGUCCAAAAUUGGCUCCGAAGCCGACGGUGUCCUGGUUGGAAGACGACCUCGAUAAAGGCACCGUUGGGUCUGGAAAGAGUUUUCUCAAAUCUCUGCGUAAAACUCCAACCAUUCAAGAAGAAGAAAAGGAUUCCAGCGACAAAAGCCCAAGUCAGAAAGUCCAGAAUGAAGAUCGGUCUGAAAGUCGAGGCCUGUCCUCGGCUCUGGGUCUGGACACUCUGGAGGAGCAGCUGGAGAAGGAGCAGUUCUUCGCUGACCUCGAGGCCGGAGCGUCGUCCACCAUCGACUUUGCCAAACUCAACAGAGAGCUGGGGUCGACCUCCUCCACCUACGAACCAGGACUCGGAAUAUUUGAGGGGACGCUGGACAGAGCAGGCCAGAACAAAGACAGUCCCAGAGGGUCUGCAGACUCCCCACACUACAGUGAUGACUUUGAAGCAGAAGAUGAGAAGGAACAAAAACAGACGCCAAAGAUGUCUCCCAUCCUCGCCAAAGUGUCUCUGUUGGACUCUCUGGACGACACCAGAGAAGAGCCCAAGAAAAGCACAACAGACUCAAUGGACAAAGCUCAGAGCGGAGGGUCAGAGCUGGAGGCACUCACCAGACUCCUGCAGAUGCACGCACUGCAGGAUUCUGAGGGACUCGACCCCAUCCUCGGCUCCAGAGACCAGGACCUGGGUGUAGACCGGGACAGAGACCAUGACAGAGACCAGAGUCCUGCCCUUCCUGGCUCGGCUCCGCUCCACAGAGCUUCUACCCUGGAGUCCGAUUUGCCGACCGCGGAGGAGCUGAUGAAGCCGAUUCGACCUGAGGAUGAUUCUCUGACCAGCUUCAGGCUCCACCCGCUCAGCUCUGACACCAAAGAUCGGCUGCAGUUGUCUGAGGAUGCUCCCCUGAAGAGGCCGGCUCUCUCUGGGUGGACUGUGGACCUGCUCCCAGACCCAGACCUAGACCCUGCUCCGGUCCUGGAUAUUCCUCUUGCUCCUCCUGUGCUCCCAGAUCCUCCUCCUCCUCCUCCUCCUCUGGUCCCAGACCCGGUUCGUCCGGUGGCCCCAGAGCGAGUGUGGAGCGUGGCUGAGGAGCUGGAGCGGCUGAUGCAGGACCAGGAGAAACCCGCCCCAGCCUCCCGGACCAGCAGAGCCAAGAAGGUGUCGCUUUCCUCCGGCUCCUCUGUCAACAGAACCUUUCAGGCUCGAACCAGGGACACUAGGACCACAGCGGUGUCCCGGCCCUUGCCCACUGCCCUGGGACCAGCCUCAAGACCAGCUUCAGGCCUCCCCACAGGACCUGAGAGGAGCCAGCCUGAUGCUGGUGUGGAGAGCCGGGACCUGGUGGCUUCAGUCCAGUCUCUGGUCUCAGUGCUUCAGCAGCAAGUCACCUCCAAACACACAGAACCAGAACCACAGCUCUCUCCCCUCAGACAGUCGGAGGAGACGUCUGCGUUGGAGGCUCUGAAGUUCCAGCUGCUGCAGAAGGAGAAACUCAUUGAGAAACUGAAACUGGACUCAGAGGAAGUGCAGUCUCUCAAACAGCACAAUUACUUACUGCAGAGCAAGCUGCGCAGUGCAGAGGAGUCUCUUCAGAAGAACAAACUGACUGACGCCUCAGACUCCAAACAUCAGGAGAAACUGCAGACGAUCGAGAAGGAGAUGAAGGAGCAGGAGACACUAAUCCAGGGAUAUCAACAGGAGAACGAGCGCCUGUACCAGCAGAUGAAGGUCCUGCAGGCUCAGAGCAAGGCCAAUGAGGAGGUGAUGUUUGAGGAGAACCAGAGGCUGCUGAACCAGUUGUCCUCCACCAGAGAGCAGCUGGAGAAGGCGCAGAGACCCGUGUCGACGCUGUGCUCCAUGGACCACAGCCAGAGGAUCUCUCAGCUGCUGGCUCAGCUCCACACGCUGCAGAAGAGCGAUCUGCGGCUGAGAGAGGAGAUCCAGAGGCUGAAUCAGGAAAAACAGGCUGCAGAGCAGCAGCAUCAGGAGGAGGUCUCGGAGCUGAAGAGGAGGUUAAAAUGGUUUGCUGAAAACCAGCAACUGUUGGACCGAGACGCCUCAAGACUACGGGCGGCCACCGCGGAGACUCUGCAGCUCAAAGAACAGGUGGAGAAGCUGAAGGUAGAGGUGGGAAAACGAGAGCAGCAGAAGAAGAGCAGAGAGCGCUCAGCAGACGGCAGGAAGAUCCAGGCUCUGGAGAAGCAGGUGAAGGAGUUGGAGCAGAUCUUGCGCAGCAGGAACCCAAACUCUCUUCCUGCGCUGAUCUUUGCUGCAGCCAGUGCCCCGGAGCACCCGGAGGCUCCACCCCAGACCUCCUGCUCCUCCUCAGGGCCCAGCCGAGUCUCUGCUCUGCUGGAGAGACGAGCUGAGAGGCUGGAGGCUGAGUUGGAAGCCCGGGACCACGAGGCAAAACGGAGCAUACGCGCCCUGGAGCAGCAGUUCCAGGCCAUCAGGAUGCGUUACGAGCAGCAAAUCUCUGAGUUGGAGCAGCAGCUGGAGCAGAGACCUCUGGAACCACCAGGGGCAGAUCCAGGUCCAGGUCUGGGUUCAGACUUGGUCCAGCGUUCAGACUUGAUCACUGGUCUGAGAGAGGAGCUGAGGAGGGAGAGGGAGGCGCACAGAGAGAAGGAGACAAGUCUUCAGAAGCAGCUGAGUGACCUGCAGCAGCAGCUCAAACGCAAGUCUCACUCUAGUCCCAGUCGGCACGAGCGUCAGGCUGAGGCCGCGUUCGGACUCCGCAUCGAGCGUCUGAACCAGGAGCUGACCACAAAGUCCCGGACCAUCCAGGACCUGAUCCGGACCGUGGAGCGGCUGCAGAGGGAGCAGAGGGGGCUGCUGUCCGUGCCCAGAGGAGAGGGGAGGGAGGGGAGGGAGGGGAGGAGGCAGGCUGCAAUGCACAGAACUGCCCCGGAGUCAGACGCGGCCACAGAAGUCUUCCCAGCUCUGAGCGACAAGAGCUACCAGCCCACAGAGUUCACCGACAGUCAUAUCACAGAGGUGCAGCAGGAGAACUCUGCUCUGAGGCUGAAGUUGCAGCAGAUGCAGACAGACGCAGAGAGAGAGCGAGAGGAGCUGAGGACGGCGCUGACCCAGAGCCAGCAGCAGCUCCACACGCUGCAGGAGGCUCACUCUCAGCAGCUGUCCUCGCUGCAGGCUCAGAGCCUCAGGGACCAGGCCCAGCUCCGCUCCAGCUUCGCUCUGGAACAUUCUUCAUCUGCAGUCGCACAACUGUCCAACCAGCUCAACACACAACAGGUGAUGGUGCAGCAGCUCCAGCAGCAGCUCUCUGAGGCGCAGAGCUGCAGACGAGAGCUGAGCGUGAGUCGAGCCAGAGAGGAGGCUCUGCAGACACAGCUCUCCCGCUGUCUCCUGGACCUGAAAGCGGCUCGCGAGGCCCAGACCCCGGAGGGGAAGCUGCUCUGGAGCCUGGAGCAGAAGGUGACGAGUCUGGAGACGAGACAAGAGCAGCGGGACCGCGAGCUGCAGCAGGUGAUGGCCGCCUCUCUCCCCGUGGGCACAGACCUCCAGUCCGAGCUGCAGCGGUGGAAACGUUUGGCCCAGAACAAAACUGAGGAUCUGCAGACGUUCAGACUGGAGCUGGACUCGAUCCUGGACAUCAUAAGACACCUGCAGAGACAAGGGGUCCUCCUCUCCGCUCCGGGUCCACGGCCACAGACCACACAGGCCAUCUGA
Messenger RNA from Knipowitschia caucasica, 3807 nucleotides. The record is from the annotation of a GenBank genome assembly. NCBI's taxonomy places the organism in Eukaryota, Metazoa, Chordata, Actinopteri, Gobiiformes, Gobiidae.